This is a messenger RNA of Penicillium robsamsonii, 798 nucleotides long. Its product is annotated as DUF3425 domain-containing protein. NCBI's taxonomy places the organism in Eukaryota, Fungi, Ascomycota, Eurotiomycetes, Eurotiales, Aspergillaceae. The transcript has a single exon. Bases 1 to 798 code for a protein of 265 amino acids. The record is from RefSeq and is a predicted model, not a curated record.
AUGGAACUGACGGUACGUACAGGUCUACAGAACAAAGAACCGACAAAGCGCUCGGACAGAAAGGAUCAACACGACAUCAACUGUUUCGUUGCUAAACAACACGUGCAAUCUACGCGUGAUGCCACACAUCCAACAAAUGAACAAACUUUAGCAGCACAUACCAUGAUGGACGUGACCUCACUGAUCCCCUUGGAAGCAAUUGAGGAUGUGCAUAUCCUUCACUCCCAUUCAACGGCCACAAAAAUCACGAUGCAACGUUUAGAGAUGACGGCACGUGGAUAUUACAUGUUAGGGUCUCCCCGCACUGAUCUUCUACUCCACCUGAUUCAGUUCAAUUUCACCAGAGCACUCAUGGAAAACACUACGGUCUUAGGCCUCACAUCAGAUCAGCUGCACGAUGAUGCUAUCUCACCAUUUAAUAUUGCUGGCCCAUGGCAAUGUGACUUUGAGAGCUCACUUCCACCCAGUCUACAACCCACUAUGAUCCAACGCUCUAUUCCACACCACCCGUGGCUAGAUUUGCUUCCAGUUCCGCAGAUGAGGGAUAAUCUGAUCCAAGCUGGAGACUUUGAGGAGGAAACCCAGCUCUGCCUGGAUAUGAAGGGGAGUGGGAAUACUUACCCGGAGAGGACUGGGAUCAUUGUUUGGAGUGAUCCUUGGGAUCCGGCGGGGUGGGAGGUUACGGAGUCUUUUGCUUGUUCUUGGGGGUGGAUUAUCAAAGACUGUCUUGACUUGGCGCAUUCCACAAACCGGUGGCGGGCAAUACGGAAUGAAAGACCGCUGUUUUGUGUGAAUUGA